Molecule: messenger RNA, 642 nt
Organism: Octopus bimaculoides (California two-spot octopus)
Lineage: Eukaryota; Metazoa; Mollusca; Cephalopoda; Octopoda; Octopodidae
Product: SREBP regulating gene protein
Biological process (GO): positive regulation of SREBP signaling pathway
Source: RefSeq, a predicted model, not a curated record
AAUGUUUUCUUUACUCCUUUAAGCUAAAGUCCACAUUUGAAUACGAAGCGAUCAAGAAGAGCUAACUUUAAACGUCUUAAUGUCAACUUUUCGCCAGACCCGAUGUUUACGUCUCGCUUACUUAGGAAACGUUGGGUUUUAGCUGUGAUAUUCGCUUGUUCCUUUAUCUAUUUUAUCGUCAGACUUUUGAGACCGGAGGACAAAGGUUGGCUGACUGACGAAUAUGAAGUGAAACACACGCUCCUUCGUCAACCAUUUCAAUGGCAACCAAACAUUGGUGACGAUGAGAAUGGAACUAAGGUGCUGAAAUGUCGGAAUUCCAUUCAAGGAAUACAAAUAAUAGCAGAUGACAGAGGUUAUGUAUGCGAGCGGUCAGCUAUCUUGACUGGUGGCUGCUGUGAUGCCUCUGUGCCGCAAACCAGUCGCUAUAACUGUAACAGUUGCCAGGAGAACCACUGCUGUGUCAUCUAUGAGUACUGUGUUUCCUGCUGUUUGCAUCCUGACAAGCAACAAAUCCUAAAGAAGAUCCUGAAGCAACCAAUUAACACAUACAGUCAGUUAUUUUCAUCUCUGAAGGACCAUUACGAGUUAUGUCUCAUGAAGUGUCGUACUUCCUCACAGGUAAACUUCUCAUUGAUGUAG